Molecule: messenger RNA, 884 nt
Organism: Porites evermanni
Lineage: Eukaryota; Metazoa; Cnidaria; Anthozoa; Scleractinia; Poritidae
Source: the annotation of a GenBank genome assembly
AUUUUGCAGACAAAAAAGUAUGCUGAUGUGAUAAUACCAAGAGGAUCAGAUAACACAGGUAGAGAAUAUAAAAAUUUAACUUAUUGCUAUAAACAGUAAGACCUGACCAAAACCUGGUAUCCACCACUCUGAGUUACUGAAUGACAAUAGUUCAUAAUAAGAAUGUCUGAGAAUAAAGAAAAUAGUAAAAAUAAAAAAGAAUGUCUGGGAAUGAAGAAUGGGAGGCUAGGUCAGGGCCUUGACCUUUUUCAAAUUUUACCAUCCUAAACAUGGCAGAUGAGAUGAAGAGCAGCAGUAUGAAGGACUACGGCUGGGCCUCUUAAUAUUAAGAGGUGUAUUUUAUUUAUCUGUCAGGUAUACGUAAGUCAACCUUUUUCCAACCAAAAAGCCUAUCCAAAAUGCCAUCUUCAUGUUCUACACAGGCCACAAGCUCUUGUGGGCUGAUUGAAAACAGUCUUGUAAAUCCUACGUACAUUGUGCAAAAAUUAGCCUACGAUGACAAGCAAUGAAGGCCAAAAAAAUUCAGCUGCAUGUAGUUCUUUGUUGUGGGUCUUAUUGUUUCGUUGAUCUACGUGUAUAUCAAUUUUCCAAGGCAUUUCUUUCCAGGAUUGACAAAAAUCUCAUGUGGAGCUUCAAAAAAGGAGUGUCAUCUUAUACAUAGGCUUGACCUUCACUCACGAGUGAAUACAGUAAGGUUUAUAGGCUGUCACUGCUUCAGAUUUCAUGUGUCCUCUUUGUUUUCAGUGGCCAUAGGGCUUAUUGUGCAGCACAUCAAAGACAUUCUGAAUGGAAAUAAGAGCAGUGAAAUUGAUGGAGUACAUGAUCCAGGACGACGUCAAAGACACCACUCUGACUCAAGUAUGGUUUCUUCCAGACCACAUUGA